AUGGACUAUGGGAUAUCGUCUCGUGGCUCGUUGAAUACUCUCGCCGACACGGGUGAUUCGACAGACAAUCCCGACGGCGCAGAUGAACGGAUACGUCACGAUAUGAUUCAACUCGCUAGACGAUUGACGACCCAAUCACACGUCUCGGGCCCUCCAGCGGCGCUUUUCCCCCUUCCCCAAGACAGUGCGUUGGAUCCCAACAGCGAGAAGUUCAACGCGAAGCAAUGGGCAAAGGCCUUCUUCAGUGCCAGGAAGGAGUCCCUACAAGGGAAUGUACCCAAGACGACGGGCAUUGCCUUUCGCGACCUCAACGUCUAUGGCUUCGGAACUGAUACCGACUUUCAAAAGAGCGUUGGAAAUAUCUUUCUGGACGGAGUCAAUCUAGCUAGCAAGCUGCUCAACAGAAAGCAACAGCGCAUCGACAUCUUGCGCGACCUUGAAGGUGUCGUCCACAGUGGUGAGAUGCUUUGCGUGCUAGGACCCCCCGGGUCCGGGUGCUCAACGUUCUUGAAGACCGUGGCAGGCGAAACACAUGGAUUCCACAUCCAGGACACGUCGACACUCAACUACUCUGGUAUACACCCCGACGAGAUCAGGACUGCUUUUAGAGGAGAAGCCAUUUACACGGCAGAGGUGGACCACCACUUUCCCCAGCUUACAGUCGGCGAUACCCUCUACUUUGCGGCGGCUGCACGGUGCCCCAAGAAUAUUCCUGCUGGGAUUAGUCGACACGAGUAUAUCGAACAUCUUCGAGACGUUACCAUGGCCAUGUUCGGCAUCUCACACACUAAGAACACACGAGUCGGUGAUGACUUUGUUCGGGGUGUAAGCGGUGGCGAAAGGAAGCGAGUCACUAUUGCGGAGGCCUCGCUGAGCUACGCGCCAUUGCAGUGCUGGGAUAAUAGUACUCGCGGCCUCGAUAGCGCAAACGCUAUUGAGUUCUGCAAAACAUUGCGUACUCAGGCCGACGUUAUGGGCUGUACCUCAUGCGUCGCCAUCUACCAAGCACCCCAGGCUGCCUACGAUGUGCUCGUCCUCUAUGAGGGGCGUCAGAUCUUCUUUGGCAAGACUUCCAGGGCCCAGGCAUAUUUCGAGGAACUCGGCUUCAUCUGUCCCGACCAGCAAACAACUGCAGACUUUUUGACUUCCAUGACCAGCUCUGGCGAGCGCGUGAUUCGCCCAGGGUGGGAGAAUAAGACUCCUCGCACGCCCGACGAAUUUUCCAGGGUGUGGAAAGAGAGCCGUGAUCGCGCGGAACUGCUGGAGGGCGUUGACAACUAUCUUGAACGACACCCAUUCCAUGGAGAUCACUAUAACAAGUUCCUCGAAUCCCGCAGAGUAGAUCAAGCCUCGACUCAGCGCGCCAAGUCUCCCUUCACGUUAUCAUAUCUGCAGCAGACAAACUUAACCCUGGCGCGAAGCUUCCUCAUGCUCAAAACCGACCCGAGCCUGACGCUUUCAAUGCUCGGAAUUAAUCUUCUACAAGCCAUCGUUGUCAGUAGCGUCUUCUACAACUUGCCAGGGGGUUCGGACUCAUUAAGGAGGCGCGCCAUUCUCUUAUUUUUUGUUAUCCUCACCAAUGCUUACAGCAGCGUCUUGGAGAUCGUUUCGCUCUACGCCAAGCGGAAGGUCGUCGAGAAGCACGCUCGCUAUGCACUCUACCACCCAAGCGCGGAAGCACUCUCUUCCAUGGUGGUCGACCUUCCGUAUAAAUUCCUGAAUGCGGUGCUUACCAACGUAGCAGUCUAUUUCAUGGCGAACUUGCGUCGCGAGCCGGGCAACUUUUUCUUCUUCCUCCUUAUUGGCUUCAGCAUCGUCAUGACCAUGUCAAUGCUUUUCCGGCUCAUAGCGUCGGUCACCAAGUCAAUCGCUCAAGCAAUGGCUCCAUCUGCAAUCAUUUUGCUAAGCUUGGUUUUAUAUACCGGCUUCGCCAUACCUGUCGACUACAUGAAGGACUGGAUCAAAUGGUCUCGCUGGGGCAAUCCCAUCUUUUAUGCCCUGGAGUCGAUAAUGAUUAAUGAGUUCAAUGGAAGACCUUUCCCAUGCGACACCUUUGUCCCGUCCGGAGCAGGGUACGACAGCGUCUCCGGAACCGCCAGAGCCUGUUCAGCGCAAGGUGCCGUUGCUGGACAAGACUUUGUUGACGGGGCCGUUUACCUGAGUACCGCCUACGAUUACGACAUGUCCCACAAAUGGCGCAACUGGGGUGUCGUGUGUGCCUUUGGAGUGCUCUACUUUGCACUCCAUCUCGUGGCCACUGAGUAUGUUGCCUCUCAACGCUCCAAAGGCGAGGUACUAGUAUUUCUUCGCAAGGCAAUGAAACACCUGAAGAAGACGCCAAAAGAUCUUGAAACAGCUUCUCCGACGACGACCGCUCUGCAGCACAUCGGAGGCAGUAGCCCAGCAGCGGCCGUGGAUAAACAGACUUCUGUCUUCCAUUGGGGUGGUGGCUCAUCUGGUGCUGGGAAGACUACCCUGCUGGACGUUCUGGCCAGCCGUGUCACAAUGGGCGUCGUCACGGGUGACAUGCUCGUCAAUGGGAGCCCUCGAGACGAAUCCUUCCAACGAAAGACAGGUUACGUCCAGCAACAGGAUCUCCAUCUGCCCACUUCAACUGUCCGUGAAGCUCUCAGGUUCAGCGCUCUACUCCGGCAGCCUUCCCAGUACACACGCCAGGAGAAGAUAGACUAUGUUGAUACCGUGAUUGGUCUGCUAGGCAUGGAGGACUAUGCCGAUGCCAUCAUUGGGGUUCCUGGCGAGGGCCUUAACGUGGAGCAGCGUAAGCGGUUAACAAUUGGCGUAGAGCUUGCGGCACGUCCCCAACUUCUUCUCUUUUUCGAUGAGCCUACUUCGGGCCUGGACAGUCAAACCUCCUGGUCGAUUUGCAACCUCAUGGAGAAACUGACCCAGCACGGCCAAGCCAUCCUCUGCACAAUUCACCAACCCUCCGCGAUGCUGUUCCAGAGGUUUGACCGACUCCUGCUCCUUUCCAAAGGAAAGACGAUAUACUUUGGCGACAUUGGAAAGGGCUCCCGCACUCUUGUCGACUACUUCACCCGCAAUGGGGCCCAUGCUCUUCCCGCAAAGUCCAACCCGGCAGAGUACAUGCUCGAGGUCAUUGGAGCAGCCCCGGGCGCGAAAACAGACAUCGACUGGCCUGCGGUCUGGAAAAGUAGCCCGGAAUACCAACGUGUUCAAGACGAACUGGCACGGCUUAGUAGAUCAGCGACCACUCAUCAAGCCAACCAAGUUGAGUCGGUGCGCGAGCAGUUCUCUGUGUCUUUCCUGGAGCAAUUCAAAGAAGUCACGAAGCGAAUAUUUGAGCAGUAUUGGCGAAGCCCCGGUUACAUCUACGCCAAAGCCUUGCUCUGCCUUGGCGGGACCGGCAUGUCAAACCAAAUGUUUGGCAUCUUCAUGUUCUUCAGCAUGUUCCCCAACCUAGUGAACCAGAUCAUGCCGGUGUUCGCCGCUCAGCGCGUCAUGUACGAGUCCCGGGAGCGCCCUUCCAAGUCGUAUGGAUGGCAGUCCUUUGUCGCGGCUAAUAUCCUAGUUGAAUUUGCCUGGAACUCUUUCAUGUCUAUCUUUGCUUUUAUCUUCUUUUACUACCCUAUGAACCUUUCCAGCAAUGCGGAAUGGACUGAUACAGUCCACACCCGCAGCUUUCUCAUGUUUCUGCAUUUGUGGAUGUUCUUUGCAUAUACGAGCACAUUUGCACACAUGAUGAUUGCUGGACUUCCCACGGCAGACCAUGCCGGAGGUCUUGCUACAUUAUUGCUCAUCAUGAUGUUCACCUUUUGCGGUGUUCUCGCAGGCCCCGACACUCUUCCGGGGUUCUGGAUCUUCAUGUACCGCGUCAACCCCUUCACAUAUGUUGUUGCGGGCUUCAUGGCAACGGGCCUUGGGGAUGCUCCAAUGCACUGUGCCCCCAAUGAGUUUGUUACCUUUAGUGCCCCGAACGGCUCCACGUGUGCCGAGUAUGCUUCUGAGUACUUGACUCAGAAUGGUGGAUACCUGGACAAUCCACAGUCUUCCGACUGCUCCUACUGCUCCAUGUCCAACACAAACGAAUAUCUGUCGUCCAUCAGUGUGAAUUUCGCCAAUCGGUGGAGAGACUUUGGGAUCAUGUGGGCGUUCUGCAUGUUCAACACCUCUCUGGCUUUCCUCUUCUACUGGCUUGCGAGGGUCCCUAAGAAACAGAAAGCCAAGAAAGACUAG
This is a messenger RNA of Verticillium nonalfalfae, 4215 nucleotides long. RefSeq lists its product as uncharacterized. The transcript is spliced from 6 exons. The record is from RefSeq and is a predicted model, not a curated record. The coding region runs from base 1 to 4215 and encodes 1404 amino acids. Gene Ontology annotation, molecular function: ATP hydrolysis activity; ATP binding; ABC-type transporter activity. Gene Ontology annotation, cellular component: membrane. NCBI's taxonomy places the organism in Eukaryota, Fungi, Ascomycota, Sordariomycetes, Glomerellales, Plectosphaerellaceae. Gene Ontology annotation, biological process: transmembrane transport.